AUGGGCACGCAACUCUCUGCCUUGAAGAACUCUCACGGCGAAGGUGCGGAGCGGACGCACUUCGCCGCGACCGAGGCCGCCCUCGCUGCAGUGUUGAAUAAAGAAGAAAAAACUCGAAGCGAGAAACACAAAGGGCCCUCCGCUCUCCAGGUGUGCAGUCGACUUGUGCGGCGGAGUAUUCACGAGGCGUACUACGUCUCGUGCCGCGUGCUAGGGCAAGGCUCGGGCGGAUCGAUCUACGGCGCGCGCAGCAAGUUAACUGGUCGCGAGUGCUGCAUCAAGUUCUUUCAGAAAAACGCGCGCUCCUUGGGCGUCACCGCAGCGAGAAACACCCGCCUGAAAAUCCGGAACGAAAUCAACGUCCACCUCAGAGUGGAUCACCCGAAUAUUGUGCGGCUCCUCGAAAUCUACGAAGAUGAAAAGCAGCUGGCGGUUGUCAUCGAGUAUUGCUCGGGAGGAGAUCUCUUUUCUCACUUAUCGACACGAGGCCGAUUUCCCGAGCAGCACGUGCGGCCGCUAGUGCAUCAGAUGCUGCUGGUGCUGUGCUACCUGCACGCCCACAACGUGGUGCAUCGCGACCUGCGCCUCGAGAAAUGGGUCUUCGCCACCGACCGCAGUCAAGCCGGAUGCGCACCAGGCGCCCCGGUCCCCGUCGGCGCGCUGAAGCUCGUCGACCUCGGGCACGCUAAGCUCUGGAGCGAAAAAACGCGACGCAUGGAGGCUGCUUGCGGCUCACUCCCCUACGCCUCCCCAGACGUCCUCGUCGGGGGCUACACGCAGGCGUGCGACCUGUGGUCGCUGGGCGUCAUGACUUACAUGCUGCUCUGCGGCCAUCCGCCCUUCCACGGCAGACAGCAAAGCCUGGUGUCGCAAAUUCUUUCGGGCGCCUACAGCACCAGCACUCCUGGAUGGGAAGGCGUGUCGGACGCGGCGCGCGAUUUCGUCGAGCGCCUCAUGGACGUUGAUUCUGUGCGGCGCAUGACAGCACACGAAGCAUUCACGCACGUCUGGCUAGCUUCGGUGAAACCGCCGGUGGAUGUUCCUCUGCCUUCGGAUUUUCUCACUUCCGUCAAGAAGUUCGCGGUAGGGAGCAGCGUCCGACGAGCGAUUCUGACCACGAUGGCCUACUCGGUGACGCCUGAAGCCGCUGGAGGGCUUGAUCAGCUCUUCUUCUCCUGGUGCAAGACGCCGAGAGGCACCAUUCAGCUGGACGAGUUUAUGGCGAGCAUGAAGUCGCACUUCGCCUUCCUCGACGUCCCCCAGAUCGUCGAGUUUUUCGAGGCCCUCGAUUCGUCGCACGACGGGGAGAUCUCCUACAACGACUUUCUAGCGGUCAUGUUGAGCGCAGAGCUCGAGAACGACGUCCACCUCCUCACUCACACCUUUCACAAAUGGGAUGCGGAUCGCUCAGGCUACAUUUCACUGGAUGACUUGCGCGUGCUGCUGGGCGAUCGGUACCGCGAGGACGCGCUGGAGGAGAUGAUGCAGGAGCUCGACGCGAACGGCAAUGGCCAUAUCGAUCUCGACGAGUUCAUCGCAGCUGUCUGCGACGACGACUUCGACUCCGAGAGCCGCGACGAUUCUUCCGCGUACCGCGCAGUGGGAGCGGGCGCGCGGCGACCGAUCCUGAACAUCAGCGCGUCAGCGGAGAAAGCGCUGGUGCAGUAUCACAGAGGGAGGCGACGUCGCUAA
Besnoitia besnoiti is the source of this 1692-nucleotide messenger RNA. RefSeq names its product calcium-dependent protein kinase CDPK4A. The transcript has 17 exons. Gene Ontology annotation, molecular function: calcium ion binding; calmodulin binding; calcium/calmodulin-dependent protein kinase activity. Gene Ontology annotation, biological process: intracellular signal transduction; protein autophosphorylation; peptidyl-serine phosphorylation. Lineage: Eukaryota; Apicomplexa; Conoidasida; Eucoccidiorida; Sarcocystidae. Gene Ontology annotation, cellular component: nucleus; cytoplasm. Bases 1 to 1692 code for a protein of 563 amino acids. The record is from RefSeq and is a predicted model, not a curated record.